CUGCUGCUGCUGAUGCUGCUGCAGGUCGCGCGUCUCCAAGUCCAAGGAAGGAAAUUUCGAGGUGGUCGCAACCCCCAGCCACGCAGGGCACAGCCCUCCCCUGUGUACCGUGAUCGGGCCGAGACCACCGAGAGCUUCUCCCUGGAUUUCACGGCCGUCGAGGACAACAUCGAGGACUUCAUGAGCCAGGUGAAGAACCUGGCGCAGUCGCUGUACCCCUGCUCGGCUCAGAACCUCGACUACGACAUGAAGCUGCAUUUCCUGGAGAACACAUCAGUCACGUGCAACGACGGGACUCCAGCAGGAUACUACCUGAAGGAGUCCAAGGGCAGUAAGCGGUGGCUGUUAUUCCUGGAAGGAGGCUGGUACUGCUUCAGCAAAGCAAACUGUGACACCAGGUACGAGACCAUGAGGAGGCUGAUGAGCUCGACAACUUGGCCCCCGAGCAAGACAGGCACGGGAAUAAUGUCACCGAUGCCUGAGGAGAACCCCCACUGGUGGAACGCCAAUAUGGUGUUCCUCCCCUACUGCUCCAGUGAUGUCUGGAGCGGAGCUUCUCCCAAAACAGAACAAGGUGGCUACGCCUUCAUGGGUUCUCUCAUAAUAAAGGAGGUUGUGAAGGACCUGCUGACUAAGGGACUGGACAAUGCCAAGGUUCUGCUACUGGCUGGGAGCAGUGCCGGUGGGACCGGGGUUCUGCUGAAUGUGGACCAGGUGGCAGAACAGCUUGAGGAGCUGGGCCACGUUGGGAUCCAGGUGCGGGGACUUUCCGACUCGGGCUGGUUCCUGGACAACAAGCAAUACCGCUGCACUGACUGCCUGGACACCACCAGCUGCGCCCCCACCGAGGCCAUCAAGAGAGGAAUCAAGUACUGGAACAGUGUAGUUCCUGAACGCUGCAGGGAGACCCAUGAAGGAGAGGAGUGGAACUGCUUCUUUGGAUACCGAGUCUAUCCCACAAUAAAAAGCCCUGUGUUUGUGGUGCAGUGGCUAUUCGAUGAAGCCCAGCUGACUGUUGACAAUAUCCACCUGACUGGACAACCCGUGCAGGAGAGCCAGUGGCGCUACAUCCAGAACCUGGGCAACGAGUUACGAAACACACUCAAGGAUGUCCCGGCCAUGUUUGCUCCAGCCUGUCUGUCCCAUGAAGUCAUCACAAGAAACUACUGGAUGGACAUCCAGGUGAAAGGCACUUCCCUGCCCAGAGCUCUGCACUGCUGGGACCGCAGUUUCCAUGACAACAGCAAGAACAACAAGACUUUGCUCAGAGGCUGCCCCGUGCACCUGAUUGACAGUUGUCCCUGGCCACACUGCAACCCUACCUGCCCCACCAUCCGGGACCAGUUCACAGGGCAGGAGAUGAGUGUGCUGCAGUUCCUCCUGCACAUGGGCUUCGAUGUGCAGAAGAUGGCUGAGCAGCAGGGCAUGGACCCCAGCAAGCUAUUGGGCAUGCUUAGCUCUGGCAGCUAA
Scleropages formosus (Asian bonytongue) is the source of this 1470-nucleotide messenger RNA. RefSeq names its product notum, palmitoleoyl-protein carboxylesterase a (gene notum1a). The transcript has 11 exons. Gene Ontology annotation, molecular function: palmitoleyl hydrolase activity. NCBI's taxonomy places the organism in Eukaryota, Metazoa, Chordata, Actinopteri, Osteoglossiformes, Osteoglossidae. Gene Ontology annotation, biological process: protein depalmitoleylation; negative regulation of canonical Wnt signaling pathway. The record is from RefSeq and is a predicted model, not a curated record. The coding region runs from base 13 to 1470 and encodes 485 amino acids.